CCUUAGAAAUUUUCAUGUUACAGAUCGUGUAGCGUUCUGACAGUCGAGUAGGAGAAGAUAGAAACUUUCUACUGUUGGGGGGGAGGCCAAGCACAGCUGUGUUGACCAAAAGCUCCCAGACUGUGAUUCAACAGAGAAGGAUCUGGCACACACUUGUUCUAGGAGGCACCAUAGACAACCGAGGGGAGAGAAGGUGUGAAAGAGGACAACAUCCAUAUCACUCGAAGGAGUGCCAGAGGAAACUGAAAGAAGAUGGAGGCCAAGACUUGGGGCUUGAGUGCCACCAAUGCUUCUUCCACCUUCAACUUCACUCUACCACCCGAUUUCGGCAAGCGUCCCACUGAUCUGGCUCUGAGUAUCAUCUUAGUUAUCAUGCUCUUCAUUGUCAUGACCUCUCUGGGCUGUACUUUGGAGUUCAGCAAGAUAAAGGCUCACUUCUGGAAGCCUAAGGGGAUUGUCAUCGCUUUGGUCUCUCAGUAUGGAGUGAUGCCACUCACAGCCUUCGCUCUGGGCAAGAUUUUCCAGUUGAACAAUAUUGAGGCCCUAGCCAUCUUGAUAUGUGGCUGCUCCCCAGGUGGGAACCUGUCCAACAUCUUCAGUCUGGCGUUAAAGGGAGACAUGAACCUGAGCAUUGUGAUGACCACCUGUUCCACUUUCUUUGCCUUGGGCCUGAUGCCUCUUCUCCUGUUUAUCUACUCCAAGGGAAUCUAUGAAGGGGAUCUCAAGACCAAGGUGCCCUAUGGGCAUAUUGCCAUCGCACUGGUUUUCAUACUUAUCCCUUGCACUAUAGGGAUCAUCAUCAAUUCUAAGAGGCCACAGUAUGGACGCUACAUUGUUAAGGGCGGAAUGAUCAUAAUGCUUCUUUUAUCAGUGGCUGUUGCUACCCUUACUGCCAUAAAUGUUGGCCGAAGCAUCAUGUUUGUCAUGACAUUUCCUCUUCUGGCUACCUCUGCUCUCAUGCCUUUUAUUGGCUUCACCCUCGGUUAUAUUCUCUCCACCAUCUUUCGCCUCAAUGGACGGUGCAGACGCACUGUUAGCAUGGAGACUGGAUGCCAGAAUGUUCAGCUAUGCUCCACCAUCCUCAAUAUGGCCUUUCCUCCAGAAGUGAUUGGACCUCUCUUCUUUUUUCCUCUCCUCUACAUGAUUUUCCAGCUUGGGGAAGGGCUUCUCCUUAUUGCCAUAUUUAAAUGCUACAUUAAAAUCAGGACUCCCAAGGAUAAAACAAAAAUGAUCUACACAGCUGUGAGUGACACCGCCAAAGAAGAAGGAGCAAAAACUCUGGGCAAUGGUACAAGUGUAGCCUAGACUUAGUCUAGACCUUAUCUACAUUGUGCCAUUCCAAGUGCCAGCAGCAAGGCUUGAAAUACACAGCAGAAAGAACAGUAUUAUUUGAAUUACAGAGGCAAACUCUCCUGGCCCCUUUAAGCCAUCACAGCAGUAACCAGCAAAGUGAUCAUUGUACUGCCCCUAGAUGUUACAUAUGGACAUCUGAGCAACUUAUAGCUAACACCAACCUGGAACUUUUUUCCUGGCCACACAAAAAGAAAGCCAGACUAAUGGAAUUUGGUGAAUAUGUUCAGUAAGAUAGAAAGGGCUUAGUCUUAAGUGUUCAUUAGAAAUAAUUGUACCUAUACUCUCAUUUUAGCGUAGUUUCUGUUCUCUUCCUUUCCUUUCUCUCAAAACUCAUAAACAGACAUAAUUUUGAUAGUUGCUGGUUCCUUUUAAACAUUUCAAUAAAAAAAAUUGGAUAUACUUUAUUUUGACACAAUAGACACAUUCCAAAGACAUUCCCCUCAAGUAACACCCCAAAAGCAGAUUGUAACUGAUAGCAAAGUCACUUUCCAUUUUAGCAGCUCACUGCCAAAUUUUUUUUAUAUUUGACCUGAGUUUCGUUGCCUUUUGGUUUUGUCAUUAUUUACAUUAUUGUAGCCACUGUUCAACAUUUGAAUUCACUUUCAUAACUAACUCUAAAAAUCAACUCUAAGGCACAUUUGAAUAUUCUUAUGACAAGAGAGAAAAAGUCAUUUUGGAUACUUUCCUAAGUUAGUCACUUUUAACACCAGCAUCUGGAGGAUGUUCAUAAUAAAGAGAAAUGUUAAUGUGCA
Dromiciops gliroides (monito del monte) is the source of this 2105-nucleotide messenger RNA. RefSeq names its product solute carrier family 10 member 1 (gene SLC10A1). The transcript is spliced from 6 exons. Gene Ontology annotation, biological process: bile acid and bile salt transport. Bases 253 to 1305 code for a protein of 350 amino acids. Gene Ontology annotation, cellular component: membrane. Lineage: Eukaryota; Metazoa; Chordata; Mammalia; Microbiotheria; Microbiotheriidae. Gene Ontology annotation, molecular function: bile acid:sodium symporter activity. The record is from RefSeq and is a predicted model, not a curated record.